CUCAUCAUUUAAAACGUGCUGCCAUCUGUUUGACAGAUCAUCCGGAUUUUUGUUGACAAAUCGAAAUAAUUUGUUUCAGCGAAUUUUGUUGCAUUAUCGUGAUUAUGCUGCAAUGUAGAGUGGGCUAAUCGAGGGCAAAAAAGUGCCCAGCAAUUAUGCACUCUCAUCAGCAUACCGAUUCGCACGGCAAAGAAAAUGGACAUUCUCAUCACCAUGGCCACAGCCACCAUCAUCACGAGCAUGUCCAAACAGAGAUUGAGCUUGGCACCCCAGUGGAUUCCAGUUUUAUUCAGCGCCAAUAUGGUUCUUUUUGGCAGAACAUCAGCAAAGAGAUCGGCUCCUUGUUAACACAGAGUCAGUCAAGGCGAGUUGUGGUGUUAAUAGCUGCAAAUCUGCUGUGCAGUGGACUAAUAUAUUCUUGGUGUGAUAGCACGAAUAGCAUAGCACUAGAGGCUUACAGCUAUACAAUAUGGUUCAAUUUUGUGAGUCUGUGCACAAGCCUCCUCUCACAGUGGGUUUCAACAAAAGGAACCAGCCAUUUUUACACACUUGGUUACGAGAGAUUUGAAGUACUCGCUGUGUUUACCAGCACUGUCCUAGCGCAGUUGGGGGCUCUCAUUGUGACCAAGGAGAGCGUAGAACGACUUUUGGAUCAACCUUACAUUCACACGGGCCGCCUACUGUUUGGUGGUGGCUUUGCAUUUGUCAGUCAUUUGUUGGUGCUCUACGGAAACCAUAACCCUGCCCUGGAGUAUGUGAUGAGUGCUGCCUCUUCCAGUUGGCUGCAGGACCACGUGUCUGACCUCAGCCACAUUUUGUGCUCAGCAAUGCCUCCUCUGAGGUCUCUUCUCCUCCCAAGGAUCAAUCCAAUGCUGCUUGUUUCCCUAGCAGGAUUUCUUUCCAUACUUUUGACAGACUUACUGAUAGAAUUCAGGGAUUACCACAUGAUGGACACCCUGGCUGCAUUUGUGAUUAUAAUUGUUACCUGUGCCACCAUGUUUCCAAUGAGCGUUUAUAGUGGCAAAGUUUUAUUACAGACCACACCCGCUCAUACAGUAGGCCAAUUGGACAAGUGCUUACGAGAAACACUAACCAUUGAUGGCGUCCUUGAGUUCCGCAAUGAACACUUCUGGACACUUUCGUUUGGAAAACUGGCUGGCUCGCUUCACGUAAGGGUGCGAAGAGAUGCUGACGAGCAAAAGGUUCUAGCUCAAGUGAUCGCGAGGCUGUCGCCCCUUGUGCCAGUGCUCCGAGUGCAAGUGGUCAAGGAUGACUGGCAGCAUUCCUCCUCAUCACUGUUCUCGUCACCUCAAGUGACCUUUUCCCCGUCCCCGUUUAACUCCACACAGCCAAACAACAACUUGCUCUUCUCAGGCGUUACGUCCCUUGACCCUGAUAAAUUCCCAUUCAAACCGCACUGAUGGCUUUAGUACUUACUAAGCUUUUCCAGUGCAUGAUUGUAUAAUAUAAUAAAUAUUUGGAUUUAUAUUACUAA
Cloeon dipterum is the source of this 1495-nucleotide messenger RNA. Its product is annotated as zinc transporter 6-like. The record is from RefSeq and is a predicted model, not a curated record. Lineage: Eukaryota; Metazoa; Arthropoda; Insecta; Ephemeroptera; Baetidae. Gene Ontology annotation, molecular function: monoatomic cation transmembrane transporter activity. The coding region runs from base 156 to 1421 and encodes 421 amino acids. Gene Ontology annotation, biological process: zinc ion transport; transmembrane transport. Gene Ontology annotation, cellular component: membrane; Golgi apparatus. The transcript has 8 exons.